AUGGGCUCUGUUGUCAUCCCUCACCUUGUCACUGGAUGGCACGUUGAUCAGGCUAUACUUUCUGAAGACUCGCGCCUCGUUGUCAUCCGUUUCGGUCGUGAUCACGAUCCUGACUGCAUGCGUCAAGACGAAGUUCUCUACAAAAUCGCCGACCGGGUCAAAAAUUUCGCCGUCAUCUAUGUCUGCGAUCUCGAUCAGGUUCCAGACUUCAAGCAGAUGUACGAGCUCUACGACCCCGUCACCCUCAUGUUCUUCUUCCGCAACAAACACAUGAUGUGCGAUUUUGGUACUGGUAACAACAACAAAUUGAACUGGGUUUUGGAAGACAAACAGGAACUAAUCGACAUCAUUGAAACUAUCUACAAAGGCGCGAAGAAAGGACGCGGUCUUGUGGUCUCACCAAAGGACUACUCAACUCGCUAUCGAUACUGA
This is a messenger RNA of Exophiala aquamarina CBS 119918, 432 nucleotides long. RefSeq names its product mitosis protein dim1. NCBI's taxonomy places the organism in Eukaryota, Fungi, Ascomycota, Eurotiomycetes, Chaetothyriales, Herpotrichiellaceae. Gene Ontology annotation, cellular component: spliceosomal complex; U5 snRNP; U4/U6 x U5 tri-snRNP complex. Bases 1 to 432 code for a protein of 143 amino acids. Gene Ontology annotation, biological process: mRNA splicing, via spliceosome. The transcript has a single exon. The record is from RefSeq and is a predicted model, not a curated record.